CAAUGUCUGUGGGACAUUCGCACAAUAAGUCUGACUCAGUGCCCCGCGGUUCGGAAUAGUUGUUUUAUUCGCGGUCAACCUUCACGCGUCCCAGCCCAUCUGCUUUUCUAACCAACGCAUUGAGACGACAAAGUCGCUAAUGGCCACUACUGCCACCCGGCACCCGCACGGAUCGCUGCGGCACCAGGCGACCGCGCUUGCAGGCUGCCCUUCGCCAUAGAACAAGCUCUAAGCUCUUGCCACUGCUAUGCCGCAACUACUACCUGCAGCAGUCGAUGUGCAACGUAGAGUAUUACGCUAUGAUGUGCAACGACGACAAUGACGUAAUGACGUGAUAACAGAACAACAAUGCGGUCGCGUGCGCGUGCGCGUGUACUCCUUUCGUUGGCACAGCCACAAGAACAAUUAUAUUAUAUAUUUCGGUCGUCAGCCAACGGUGGGGUGGGGUGAGAGGAAAAAACCUACCGCCGACGAGAUCGUUUGCCACAGUCAGCGAGAGGCGUAUCGCGUUCCGUAAGUCAUAAGUGUAACGUACGAUCGUCCCGCACGUUAUCGCUUCGCGUCGGACACCGUGGUAUAAUAAUAAUAAUAAUAAUAAUAAUAAUAAAUCCGAAUUCGUCGUUGGAUCUAUUUCAUCCUCCCCUCCCACACGUCCCACCAAAGACGCCGGGUGAUCAAUCGCACCGCUAUUCAGGCAUUCGCUAUCGUCCGCACCGACCGACGACGUCUGCUCUCACUAUCAGUGGCAAGUGAUAGAGGAGUAGAGGACCGUUUUAUGUUAAUGUAAUACUACGAUUACUUACCAGUUGUCGUGCCCCGAGUUCUACGUUCAUUUAUUAUUAUUAACAUAAUAUUAUCACGCACACGCACACGUUUAUCGCGUUCGUACGUGUACCGUCGCAUUAUCAUCUUUAUAUUAUUAUUAUUAUUAUUUAUAUCGUUUCCGCCGGAGUGGUGAUAACCGAUAAUUGAUCAACAAACUCGGUGUCUGGUGACCGUAGCGUAGUAACCGUGUGAAAUUAGGUUAUUUCGCGUAGUUGUUUCGCGUCCGCCUCUGUGCACUUAUAAAACUCGGCGUCGCGGUUCCUGUCCGUUUUCGUUUUUCCAUCAUCAGUUGGAGGUGUCCAGCGUUAUUUUUAACGACCGUGUGUCUCCUGUCGCCCUAUUUAAGAGACCGAUCGCCAUGGCCAUGGAAGGAGAGGAACUCAUCUCGGACCAGGAUAAGAUCAAGAUUGUUUCGGAUUUCAUACUGCAUUCACCUCCUGGCGAAUUUAAUGAAGUAUUCAAUGAUGUUCGAGGCUUAGUUAACAAUGAUGCACUUCUUAAAGAAGGAACGUGUUGGGCAUUUGCUUUAUACAAUAAAGAACAAACAUUACCUAUUAAGUUAGAAAACAGUGAAUAUCCGGUGCUUAUUACUCAAUUUAAUGAUCUAGGAUCUAGUAGGUUUUAUGAUCCUAGAUCUAAACAAUCAUUUAAGUUUGAUCAUUUAAGAAAAGAGCCAUCAAACUAUGAGAAUUGGGAGCCAGAUUCAGAGACAGAAACUUGGCGUUCAGUAUUUGAAACAGAAUUUACUUCAUAUACGUCAUUACAUUAUAAACAUGGUACAUGCAGUGUAUUUGCAAAACAAGAAGGUUCUUCCACUGUUAUAACAGCUUGCAUUGAGGAUCAUGAAUUCCAAGCAAAAAAUUUUUGGAAUGGUCGUUGGAGGUCUCAGUGGACUCUUACUGUUGGACCAACUAAUAUAGAUGUUUUUGGAUUUUUACGAAUUCAUGUUCAUUAUUAUGAAAACGGUAAUGUUCAACUUGUAGCAUCUAAAGAAAUAAAGGAAUCAAUCGCAUUAACAACUGAAGAGUUAGCUGUUAAAGAAGUUUUGAAAAUAGCAGAAGAUGCGGAAAAUGAGUACCAGAUAGCUAUUACAGAAAAUUAUCAAACUAUGUCAGAAACAACUUUUAAGGCACUCCGUCGCCAGUUGCCAGUCACUAGAACAAAAAUUGAUUGGAAUAAAAUUGUUUCUUAUAGCAUUGCUAAAGAGUUUAAAACUCAAUGACCAAUCAAACAAUUAAUAGUCAUUGUUUUAUUUUCAUGAUGCAAAAGACUUAAUUGGUAAGUCCUUACGCUUGCUGAAAUAUUUAAAUAUUAUGA
Molecule: messenger RNA, 2142 nt
Organism: Acyrthosiphon pisum (pea aphid)
Lineage: Eukaryota; Metazoa; Arthropoda; Insecta; Hemiptera; Aphididae
Product: F-actin-capping protein subunit alpha
Exons: 7
Coding region: 1184-2047 (287 amino acids)
Biological process (GO): barbed-end actin filament capping; actin cytoskeleton organization
Cellular component (GO): cortical cytoskeleton; F-actin capping protein complex
Molecular function (GO): actin filament binding
Source: RefSeq, a predicted model, not a curated record